GCGGGGAGACAUGGAGCUCAACGGGGCCUCUCCUCUCCCGCGGCUUCCUCGGAUGGAGGGAGACUUCGGCUUUGGCCCGUCUGCGGGCGAGACAUCCGCAGUGUCCUUUGAGGAGGUGGCUGUGUUCUUCACGGAGGAGGAGUGGGCUCUGCUCAAUCCAGGCCAAAGACAACUCUACUGGGAAGUGAUGCAGGAAAAUUACGAGACCGUGGCCUCUCUGGCAUCUGCAGAUGUAAAUGAUGUUACAACUGAGAAAGAAUCAGAAGGGGUUAUUGUGGAAAGAGAUGAAGCUCUGCAGGUAGAAUCAAAAUCUGGGGUACAAUUGGUACCCACGAGAGAGUGGAGAAGCAAAAGGAAAGCCAAACAGAAGCAGAGGAACGAACUGUUUGCCCGUCAGAGCAGGAAGACGCCUGAGGUCACAGCCCAAGAUGAAAUACAGAAGAGAAAGAAAAGGCUUACGAGUUCAGUGUUCGUGAAAGGGUUGAUCUGCAAACUCAGAGUUAAAAAAUAUCAGAACAUUAUAACAUGCUGGAAAACUUAUAAAUGCUUGGAGUGUGGAAAGACAUUCUUUCAGAAUAGCAAGCUAACUAAACAUCAGAGGAUGCACAGAGGGGAGAAGCCGUAUAAAUGCAUGGAUUGUGGGAAGAGCUUCUCUCAGAGGGGCAACCUAACUAGCCAUCAAAAGUUUCACACGGGGGAGAAGCCAUAUAAAUGCUUGGAGUGUGGGAAGAGCUUCACUCUGAACAGCCACCUAAAAAGACAUCACAAGGUUCAUACAGGGGAGAAGCCAUAUAAAUGCUUGGAGUGUGGGAAGAACUUCUCGCAGAAGGAGAACCUAAUUUGCCAUCAAAAGGUUCACACAGGGGAGAAGCCAUAUAAAUGCUUGGAGUGUGGGAAGAGCUUCUCUCACAAUAAUAGUCUAACUAUCCAUCAAAAAGUUCACACAAGGGAGAAGUUAUAUAAGUGCUUGGAAUGUGGGAAGAGCUUCUCUCAAAACAGUAAGCUAACUAGCCAUCAAACCGUUCAUACAGGGGAGAGGCCAUAUAAAUGCUUGGAGUGUGGGAAAAGCUUCUUUAAAAAUAGUAGCUUAACUAUCCAUCAAAGGAUUCACACAGGGGAGAAGCCAUAUAAAUGCUUCGAAUGUGGGAAGAGCUUCUCUCACAGUGGUAACCUAACUAGCCAUCAAAAGGUUCACACAGGGGAGAAGCCAUUUAAGUGCUUGGAAUGUGGGAAGAGCUUCUCUCACAGUUUUACCCUAACUAGGCAUCAAAGGGUUCACACAGGGGAGAAGCCAUAUCAGUGCUUGGAGUGUGGGAAGAGCUUCUCUCACAGUAAUAGCCUAACUAUCCAUCAAAAAGUUCACACAAAGGAGAAAUUAUAUAAUUGCUUAGAAUGUGGGAAGAGCUUCUCUCAAAAUAGUAAGCUAACUAGCCAUCAAACUGUUCAUACAAGGGAGAGGCCAUAUGAAUGCCUGGAGUGUGGGAAAAGCUUCUUUAAAAAUAGUAGCCUAACUAUCCAUCAAAGGGUUCACACAAGGGAGAAGCCAUAUAAAUGCUUCGAAUGUGGGAAGGACUUCUCUUGCAAUAGUAACCUAACUAGCCAUCAAAAGGUUCACACAGCGGAGAAGCCACAUAAAUGCUUGGAGGGCGGGAAGAGCUUCUCUCACAUUAGUAACCUAACUAGCCAUCAAAGGGUUCACACAGGGGAGAAACCAUAUAAAUGCUUGGAGUGUGGAAAGAGCUUCUCUGAUAAUAGUAGCUUAAGUAUCCAUCAAAAGGUUCACACAGGGCAGAAGCCAUAUAAAUGCUUGGAGUGUGGGAAGAGCUUCUCUCUCAGUAAAAGCCUCACUAGGCAUCAAAAGGUUCACACAGGGGAGAAACCAUAUAAAUGCUUGGAGUGCGGGAAGAGCUUCUCUCACAAUUUUAGCCUAAGUUGCCAUCAAAGGGUUCACAGAGGGGAGAAGCCAUAUAAAUGCUUGGAGUGUGGAAAGAGCUUCUCUGACAAUAGUAGCCUAACUAUCCACCAAAAGAUUCACACAGGGGAGAAACCAUAUAAGUGCUUUGUGUGUGGGAAGAGCUUCUUUCACAUUAGCAGCCUAACUAGCCAUCAAAGGGUUCACACAGGAGAGAGGCCAUAUAAAUGCUCCAAGUGUGGGAAGAGCUUCUCUUGCAAUAGUAACCUUACUAGCCAUCAAAAGGUUCACGCAGGGGAGAAGCCAUAUAAAUGCUUGGAGUGUGGAAAGAGCUUCUUUCACAAUUUUAGCCUGACGUUUCAUCAAAAGGUUCACACCAGGGAGAAGCCAUAUAAACACUUGGAGAGUGGGAAGAGCUUCUCUGAUAAUGACCACUUAACUCUACAUCAAAAGGCUAUUACAGUGGAGAAGCCAUAUAAGUGCUUGGAGUGUGGGAAGAGUUUCUCAAAGAAGAACAACUUAACUAGCCAUCAAAGGCUUCACACAGGGGAGAAGCCAUAUAAAUGCUUCGAAUGUGGGAAGAGCUUCUCUCAUAAUAGUGCUCUAAUACAUCAUCAAAAGGUUCACACAUGGGAGAAGCCGUAUAAAUGCCUGGAGUGUGGGAUUAGCUUCUUUCUGAAUGGCUCACUAAUUAGACACCAAAAGAUUCAUGCAGGGGAGAAGCUAUAUAAAUGCUUAGAAUGUGGAGAGAUGUUCAGUGAGAGCCACAGCCUUAACUUACACCACAAGGUUCACACAGGGGAAUAGCCAUCCAAUCCAAUUGUGUGGGAAACCAGUUAGUGUGGUUGACCUUUCCUGCUUGUGACAAUGACGUGAUUUAUGGUAGGUGCCCUAAUAAAGAACAUCUUUAUGCCUAAUUUCCUCCUUUUCCUUCACCUCCCCUCCUUUUUGUUAGCAUCAAAUAUAUGUAUGUAGCACCUCAGGAGUGUAAAACAUCCAUAUUUUUCUCUGUGUUCUCUUAAAGCCUCUCAUGUUAAUGGACCAUGCACUAAUAUGGUGAAAUUGAUUAAUGCCUCAUGUUGUCUCUUACAAAAUGAUGCAUGCUCUAAUGUUCCAGCGGGAAGAACGUUCAUUCUAAGUAUCUGAAAUGUUUUUAUAUUGUGGGUUAAACUUCUUCCCGUUGAAGACCAAUAAUGAAUGUAAUUUACCAUCUUCUGUAUCACUUAAGACUACAGUAUCCCUUUCUUGGAAAUUAUUUAAAAAUAGAUUACUAAUAAAUUUACUUUAAAAAGUCA
Messenger RNA from Eublepharis macularius, 3207 nucleotides. Its product is annotated as zinc finger protein 420-like. Gene Ontology annotation, biological process: regulation of DNA-templated transcription. Gene Ontology annotation, molecular function: DNA-binding transcription factor activity, RNA polymerase II-specific; RNA polymerase II cis-regulatory region sequence-specific DNA binding. The record is from RefSeq and is a predicted model, not a curated record. The coding region runs from base 11 to 2719 and encodes 902 amino acids. The transcript is spliced from 3 exons. NCBI's taxonomy places the organism in Eukaryota, Metazoa, Chordata, Lepidosauria, Squamata, Eublepharidae.